Agrilus planipennis (emerald ash borer) is the source of this 1402-nucleotide messenger RNA. It is a transcript of the gene RnpS1, whose product is annotated as RNA-binding protein with serine-rich domain 1-B. Gene Ontology annotation, biological process: mRNA splicing, via spliceosome. Gene Ontology annotation, cellular component: cytoplasm; nucleoplasm; ASAP complex. The transcript is spliced from 5 exons. Gene Ontology annotation, molecular function: RNA binding. The record is from RefSeq and is a predicted model, not a curated record. The coding region runs from base 244 to 1170 and encodes 308 amino acids. NCBI's taxonomy places the organism in Eukaryota, Metazoa, Arthropoda, Insecta, Coleoptera, Buprestidae.
GUGUUAAUCUAUGAUUUAUAUUGUUGAUGCGUUGAUGGUUUGAAUGGUUAUGGUUAUCUUGUACGUUUAAUGUAUUAUUGAUUAGCGUUUAUAAUUAAAAUUUGGUAAUAAUGGUUAGUACUAGUAGUGAAGCCUGUUAAAAACCAUUUUCUUUUUCACCAAGAAGGAUACCAUGCACAAUUUUUUGUAUCUCUAACGAUAUUAGUGUUGAUUUAUUUACUAUAUCUACUUAACCUGUAAAAAAUGGCUAGAAAAAGUAGUGGUUCAGAAUCGGAAGAAAAGGAGAAGAAGAAAGAAAGAGUCCGCGACAGAAAAAAAUCCGAUUCUGCUUCAAGUAGCAGUGAUAGCAGUCGAAGUUCUUCAGAGUCAAGCUCCUCUAGUGGAUCAAGAUCCUCUAGCAGUUCAAGUACUGGAAGUUCAUCACGUUCCAGCAGUUCUUCUUCAGACUCGUCUUCAUCUAGCAGUGACAAUAACCGCACUCGUCCGAAAAGAAGUAAAGCAACAGUACGAAAAAGCAGAGAGAAAGAAAGAAAAGAUAAAGACCAUGAGAAAGACAAGUCUAAGGACAAAGACAAGACCAAGGAAGUUUCAAGAGAUAAGGAAAAGGACAAAGAAAAGGAAAAUCGCAAGCCUUCUAUACCACGUGACGACAGAGCGAAGCGUUCAAAGUCUCGUUCGAGGUCAAGAUCUCGUCGUAAGAGGAGGCGCCGUUCACCUACCCCUAGACCUACGAAGAUCCACAUAGGUCGUUUGACUCGUACUGUAAAUAAGGAUCACAUCAUGGAAAUUUUCAGUACAUAUGGGACAGUAAAGAACGUUGAAUUCCCCAAGGACCAUUUGCACCCUCACAUAGGCAGGGGUUAUGCCUAUGUCGAAUUUUCUACACCGGAUGAGGCAGAAAAUGCCAUGAAACACAUGGAUGGAGGACAAAUUGAUGGACAGGAAAUAACUGCCGCCCCCGUUCUUAUCCCGAAACCAAGACCUUUACCUCCCAAGCGAAGCCCCUUACCGAUACGUCGGCCCCCAAUGCGCCGCAGUCCACCGAGAUUUCGGAGACGUUCCCCAUUCCGACCCCCAAGAAGAAGUCCUCCGAGACGCAGACCGCACUCGAGAAGUCCGCCCCCUCGACGUCGCAAGCGCAGUCGUUCUAGCUCAAGUAGUUCUCGGUAAUUCACUGAUUAAUAAAACAAAAAUUUGGUAUUGAAUGAUAAUAAUUAAUUAGAGAUAUAUGUUCACUUUUGUCCGCUUUUUUUUGCUGGGAAAUUCCUUCCCAUGAAAUACAUAUUAUUUAGAUUAGACAAUGCUUAAUUACAAGUAAUAUUAUAUUUUUAACUUUUAAUGUAUUGUAAUUGAUGUUUGUGUGAAAUUAGAAACUGUACGUUUUGUAAGAGAAUUAAAAAAA